Messenger RNA from Penicillium samsonianum, 2250 nucleotides. RefSeq lists its product as uncharacterized. The transcript has 2 exons. Gene Ontology annotation, biological process: transmembrane transport. Lineage: Eukaryota; Fungi; Ascomycota; Eurotiomycetes; Eurotiales; Aspergillaceae. Gene Ontology annotation, cellular component: plasma membrane. The record is from RefSeq and is a predicted model, not a curated record. Gene Ontology annotation, molecular function: transmembrane transporter activity. Bases 1 to 2250 code for a protein of 749 amino acids.
AUGUUCUCUGAAUAUGCCUCACGAUUCCUUGCUCAGUCACAGUCGCGAGUAACCUCACGACCAGAUGAGGUUCAAAGAACGGGUCGUAGCCGCCCUGGUCAGCAUCAAGGCAACCCUCGACACCCUUCAUCUCGCUCCUUCUUACGACCUACCGAUCCUUAUCGACCGGGUGCAUCCCAGGCAUCUCAAUUUCCUUUUGCCCCCCGCAGCUCGGUUCAACAAGCUCCCCUUUUCUUCAGUGCCACUGAUGAAUUUCGAGAGGAAGAUGACGAAACAGAACGCGAGCGAGAAAUCGCUGAUUUCUAUGCACUCCAACGAUCAAGGCGGCAGUUUGGCGACAGCAACUUGAAGGAAUCCUCAGAACUUGAGGAUUCUGAACGUUCAGGUUUCGAGGAGGAAAGCUCACCAUACAACGAUCGCCCUAGCAAAGGCAUCAAGAGCUCAUGGCGGGGAGAAGAGGGUGCUUUUGGUGCUCGUCCUUUUCCUAUCGAAUCUGUGGCAGAAGCUCCAGAGCAUGAACCGGCAUCUCGAUCCAGCCCAAGCAGUAGCAAAGUUCGCGGCCAUUUAGUUGAUGUCGGUCUGGAGGAUUCGUUACGGGCCGAUUUUGACGAUGAUCAAGCUAUAUCCAGUGCCGGUGCCCACGAUCCACCUGUUCAGCGAUUCCGAGAACGAGAACUAUUGAAGGAGCCCGCUGGUCCCAGCCAGCAUGGGCCUACUGUAGAGCAGGCUGAGCUUUUAUCGCAAGACGCUCCACGGCCACCCAGCUCGGCAAGCUCAUUUCCAACAUCGGUAUCACCACUUGCCUCAGAAAACACAGUGCACGAUGCCUUUUGGGGCCAGUUGUUUUUGAUAUCUCUCGCCGGAUUGUUUGCUUCUGCAUUUCUCGUGUACCUUCACACAUCUACCCCAUCUGGAGACAAAUCAAGAUGGGGCGAUACAAUAUACAUGACUGUCCAUGGAUCGUUCUUCCUUCUCGGGAUAUAUACUAUUGUAUCUGUUCUUGUGUCCCUUCUUUGGUUGGCCUUACUACGAUCCUAUGUGCGACUUCUGGUCCAUGUGAUCCUAGUCGCUGUUCCCACUAUCUUAUAUUCUUUCUCUUUAUAUUCUUUCAUCUCAAGUUUCAAGGGACCAUGGCAUGGGACGAGUAUCCAAGACAAGGCGAUGAGAUGGGGCUCUGCUGUCCCGUUUCUCAUAGCUACCAUGUGGAUCUACAAUGUUGUGCGUGGCCGUCAGUCUAUAGGGAAGGCCAUAGGCAUUCUUGAAUUUGCCUGUCGAAUCUUGGCCGCCAAUCCCGAGCUGCUUGCUCUUGGUAUAGGUGCCUUGGUCUGCGUUGUUUCCUGGACGUGGAUCUGGAUGCUCAUGUUCACUCGCGUCUUCUUGGGCGGUCAUCUUGUUAGCUCGAAAUCGUUCAUCAUUGACGUGGGUAGCUGGUGGCUCGGUAUCUAUUUCGUUGUCGUUUAUCUGUGGUCGAUUGGCGUCAUCGCAGGCAUCCAGCGUGCUGUCACCGCUGCAACAGUGAGCCAGUGGUAUUUCCACCGUUUGGCCACACCGGCACCCACCUCGAGGCAAAUUGUUCAGGCAGCCGUCGUUCACGCCGCCACAACUCUCUUCGGCACGAUCUCUUUGUCCAGACUACUAGGACUGUUGGUUCGACUUCCUCUUCUUUUGCUACCAGGUCGCAUCUCCUCGUUGCUCAGUCUGUUCGCCUAUUCACUCGUCCCCACCCCCAUUACUUACUUGACCAAUCCUCUUUCUCUUACAUAUGCAGCGAUUCAUUCGCAGCCUCUUGCCGCUUCUUCCCGGGGUUUGAGCCAAAUGACUGUCCUUGCUCCAUCAGCGGCCUCAACGUCUUUACAUCCCCGUUCCUAUUCUCGGUCCCCCGGGAGCUCGGGGUCUCUACUCUCAUACAAGCUGUCUAAAUUGAUCCUCUACGCUGCGCGCUUCAUGAUGUCCUUGGCCUUGGGGUUCGGUGGUUGGGUGACCACUGCUCGGAGCCUGACAACCUCUGCGUCCGGUGGCACCAUUCGUGGCAGUCUUUAUGCCUACGUCGUCGGUCUUAUUGCUGGAACAAUUGGCUGGACCACACUGGGUGCAAUGGAAGGUGUGAUCGCAGAUAUUGUAGAUGCAGCGGUGAUAUGCUGGGCAAGCGAAGUCGGCAUUUACGGCAGAGAAGCCCGGUAUUGCCGCGAGGCUGGUUGGCUCUUUGGUGACUCGCAGAAUCGCUUCGGACCUGAAUAUCAAGAGGUCUAG